AUGUCGGGCUUUGGAGGCUUUGGUGGUUUUGGCCAGAACAAUAACCAGACAACUAGUUCCGCAUUCAAUGGGUUCGGUACAAAUACGGCUCAAUCUACAGGCUUUGGAACGGCACCCACCUCAGGAUUUGGAUCAACAAAUAAUACCACGGGGACUGGUCUGUUUGGAAGUGGUACUACAAGCGCUUUUGGUGCUCCUGGAGCUACGAGUGCCUUUGGUAGUACAACAAACGCUUUUGGUGCUGCCAAACCACCUACAUUUGGUACAACUCCUUCAACCGGAGGUGGGUUAUUUGGGAGUGGCAAUACAAGCACUGGUGGUGCAUUUGGCACUAGUGGAUUUGGGGCAAACAGUUCAUCGACAACUUUUGGAGCUAAUAAUGCCGGAGGAAGUCUGUUCGGAGAUAUUAACAAAGAUAAUACAGCUGCUUCAAGUACUCCGUUUGGGAGCACACCAUCAGCAGCAACCUCUGCAUUUGGCGCUCCUGCACAAGCUGCCAUAAGUCAGCCAACUACGGGAGAAUGUCAAGGAACAGGUAGUGUUCCAUUUCAAGCCUUCGUUGAGAAAGAGCCAAAUAGUAGCUCCAACCAACAAAACUCUUUUCAAAACAUAACUUUUCAGUUGCCGUACCAGAAGUUUUCCCCGGAAGAGCUAAGGUUAGUAGAUUAUAACCAAGGUCGGCGUUAUGGAAAUGGAAGUAAUCAGGCGGGAGCCUUCGGGCAAACAAAUUUCGGAGGAUUUGGCGCAAAUAAUACAGGAUUUGGCUCAGCAAAUAAUACCACGGGAGGAACAAUGUUUGGUACAGCAAAUACAAGCUCUCCUUUUGGAACCACACAGCAAACAACUGGGGGAUUUGGUAACAAUUCAACAACUGGAACUGGCAGUAUUUUUGGGGCAAAACCGACAACAGGGGGAUUAUUUGGUACUCAACAAACAACUCCGCAAACUGGUGGCUUAUUUGGGAAUACCACUCCAAGUGCAUUUGGUAAUACGAAUACCAAUCCUGGAGCUUUCGGCACAGCAAAUACAAAUACGGGUGGAUCUCUAUUUGGGCAGGCAGCUCCUGCAAAACCUGCCUUUAGUUUCGGAUCCACGCAACCAACUUCGGCUGGAACAGGCUUUGGCGGAACAACAACGACAGCUGGUGGGUUUGGUAGUGGUGGACUCUUUGGCAAUAAUAAUCAGCAGCAGCAACAACAACCUGCGACUUCAGGUUUUGGUGCUCAACAGCCUACUGGAAAUAUUGCUUUCGGUGCACUUGCAGCAAAUACCCAAGCUAGCGGAACGACGUCUCUUUUCGGAAACACUCAGCAAAAGCCCGCGGGUGGUCUAUUCGGAACACCAGCACCUGCCACUAACACUGGAGGCCUCUUUGGCAACAACUCAGCCAAUUCAGCCUUUGGUAACAAUAUAAGCAAUCAGACCAGCUCAAGCCUUUUUGGAAACAAACCUGCUAAUUCUGGUAACGAAAAUGUCUUCGGUGCGCAAAAUAAUCAACCUAAUGCUGCUGGAAAUGCCUUUUCUGGCUUCGGAAAUCAAAAUCAACAAGCCCCCAGUCUUUUUGGCUCAAUAAAUAACAAUAAUCAACAAAAACCCUCGUUAUUUGGAGGAAACCAGCAAAAUUCAACUAAUAAUUUAUUCGGGAAUACUGGUAUCCAACAAAAUAACUCUUUAUUUGGUAGUACCAAUAACCAACAACAGAUAAAUUCAGGUUUUGGUGGAGGGAAUAUGUUUAGUAAUACUAUUCAAAACCAACAAGGACCUCAAGCAUUAACAGCUAGCAUUGGGGAUAAUGCCGCCUUUGGUUCCCAGUCUCUUUUUGCCGAUAUAGCCUCUACACAAGUGAAUAAUCCAGGUCCCAUCGCGACUCCUCUAUCUAGUAAUCGCAAUUCAAGCGGGCCAAAAAAUGCAGCUUUACCUCUCUAUAAACUUAACUCUGCGUCUACUUCACGAUUUUCUACCCCCCAAAGACGUGGGUUCGGGUUUUCAUACAGUACUUAUGGUUCACCAGCCAGUGCCACUAGCACUUCUAGUACCCCAGGUGCUUUCAAUACUAGUAACUUACUUGGAGCUGGAUCUUUCAGCCGCACGCUCAGCAAGAGCGUUUCUACCAGCAGUCUCCGCAGAAGCUUCAACACGGAGGAUAGUAUUUUGGCUCCUGGAGCAUUCUCGGCGAGUUCGGGGGCUGGAAACUUUGGAAGUACCGGAAGUGUCAAGAAGUUAACCAUAAGUCGAAAUAUUCGUUCUGAUUUGUUCACGCCUCCCCUAUCGCAAAAACAGCAAUCAAAUAUUCCAUCCGGAAUACUAAAAAAGAGGGUAUCAUUUGACUCUAGUGUCGGAGGUGGCAGCGGAGGGAUUGGUGCUUCCAGCCCGUUGAAACAGGUUGAUACAGCCACUCUCGGACAAAAAGAGCUUGGCUACUCUCGAGGCCGAACAACAACAAAUGGAAACCAGUCUUCUGUAAUGGUCCCUGCUAUCGAUACAGAUCAGCUCACCACUAGCAGUAAUCAACUUGCUAUUGUUAGAGAAGAGGAAGCCGCUGAACCAGGGGAGUUUGGUGCAUCUGAAUCUUUAGACGAAAGAAAAGCUGGAGAUUAUUGGAUGAAACCCAGUAAAGCAGAAAUUGAAUCCAUGAAUCGUGUGCAACGGCAAAAAAUAUCAGGGCUUACAGUUGGUCGGCACGGGAUCGGCUCAGUGAAAUUCAAUGUCCCAGUUGAUCUAACCUCUAUCAAUAUUGAUGAAAUCAUGGAUCAUAUAGUAAAGAUAGAAGUUCGUCAGGUCACCGUGUAUCCCGACAACUGCCAGAAGCCACCAGUGGGUAGAGGCCUUAAUGUACCUUCAACUAUUACAUUAGAAAACUCUUGGCCCCGCAAGAAAGACAAAAAGACACCCCUAACAGAUCAAUCGGGUAUACGGCUACAAAAACAUAUUGAAAAGCUGAGAAAAGUCCCAGACACAGAAUUUGUCAAUUAUGAGAAGGCUACAGGAACCUGGAUAUUCAUGGUUCCACAUUUUACAACUUAUGGAUGUCCAGACGAGGAUGAGGAUGAAAUUAAUGAAGAAGAAGCGAAGCCGGUUAAAAAUUUUGGGCCCGUCGCACAAGAUUCAACACAAAACUCUUCCGUGUCUAAUCACUUUGAUUCAUCAUUUGUUUCCUCACAAAUGACGCUAACAGACUCGGAACCAGAAGAUACCUUUCAGUUCAAAAAAUCUAAAAUCUUUCUUCCCGGUGCUUUCGACGAUCGAGUUAUCUACGAAGAUAGCCACCAAAAUCAACUAACAGUAACAGAAGAAAAUUCGUUUUUAGACGACCGCUCCGUACACUCCUCAUCCGAUAAUAGUUCAAGAAACUCGAUGGAACCAGCUUCUGUGUCAAAUAAUUGUGAAUCAGACGGCAACUUUCCCCGCGAAUCAAACAGCAUGUUACUUGAGUAUGGAAGUUUAGUAGAGCUUAUCAGCUCUGAAGGCGAUGAUGAUGAUAUUAGAUCCGAAAAGGAUAAUCCAGCAGCUUUUGAAACAUCACUUUGGGAUGAUUCAAGGAAUUUUGGCACUCCCACGGGGCGCUUCCUUCCAAACGAUGAUUGGACAUCCACGUUACAAAAGACAAUUAGUCCUCGGAAGCAAGAUCGUGCACUUCUUAAGAGUCUAGUUGAAGUAGAAGAUGAAGAAUCACAGUUUGGUACCUUCAAAAACUCGGUGUCUGACCGCAUGAUUUUAGAUGGAGAUGGACUCGUCACUAGCAUUGAUCUUAUGAACUCUCUCUUCGGUCAGAGUAGAGUUUAUGGAAAGCUUUCCCAAGCUCCCGCAAAAAGGAUGGGGUUUGAGUGGCCAUAUGAAAAGCGACCAAAAACAAGUGAGCACGAUACUUCUAACAUGGAUGAAAACGAACGAUUAUUUUAUUAUUCUUUGCGACCUGAAUGGGGCCCUGAUGGUACUCUCAUCUACGCUGCACCUAUUCCUGGGAAUUCAUUGAAAAAGUCUCCUUUAGGGGAUCGAGAGAGCAAUGCACUGCUCUGUAUACAGAAGAGAGUUAUUGUAUCUGAGCAUAGAGAUCUUCAUUUUGCAAGAUUUACAAAUGAGGCAUCGGCUGGACUGUUUCAAAGAUACAAGGAUAUUGCGAUUAUAGAUGAAACAAAUAGUAUCCCAAUUGCUGCUCUGCCCAACACAUUUUUAUUUUCUAAUUUCUCUGAUAAUAGCAGUUCUCGCGACCAGGCAAUGAGUCAUGAGAAACUUGUGUGGGAGUUGGCUAGUAUUCUAUGGGAUGAUUUCAUAGUUCCUGAUGAACUCCAAGAUAUCCCUCAAAUUAAAUCUCUACUACGAAAAGAAAAGUUAUCCGUAUUCUGGGAAAAGGUUGUCGAAGAUUCUUCAAGUAAACAAAUCGCCUUGACAAGAUCUUAUGAGGAAAAAGCAAUAUUUUCCCUCUCUGGUCAUAAGGUUGAUAAUGCGUGCUCUAACUUAAUAGCUGCAGGUAAUCUCCGCCUUAGCACACUUGUUGCACUUAUUGGAAGCAAGGAAAGCAUCAGGAAAGAUAUACGAGAACAACUUCAUGCUUGGCAGAAUUCGAAGAUACUUUCUGAAUUUACACAGCCUAUCAGGACAAUAUACGAGAUUCUAGCAGGAAAUGUCUGCACAUGCGAGGGACUCAAGGGGCCUUUAGAAGAUAGAGUCGAUCAUUUUACUAUAUCAAAGCGUUUUGGACUUGAUUGGCGACAGGCCUUUGGACUUCGAUUAUGGUACGGUAUCUCAUUCGAAGAACCUAUCGAAUCUGCCGUGAAAUCAUUUGAUGUAGACAUAAAGGAAAAGAAAGAGACUGCAUGGCCUAUUCCAUGGUAUAUUGAACAUAAAGUACCAGCUUUAUGGCAAGAUCCUAGUGCAAACGAUCGCAUUGAUUUACUCUGGGGGCUUUUGAAGCUGUAUUCUUUUGAAGAUGCGGAUAUAGAAGAUGCACUCUGCCCAGAAAACGCGCAAUUGUCGCCAAUGAAUGUUCGACUUUCGUGGCAGCUUAGCCAGGCUAUGAUUUGUGCUGGUCCUCUCCGAUUCAAAUCUGAGAGUAAAGUCAAAGCUGACCAACUCACCUUAUCAUUUGCCUCUCAACUUGUCAGUGAAGGUAGCUGGCUUGAUGCGACCUUCGUUCUCUUACAUUUAACAUCUCCAGAUAUGAGAUCUAGAUCAAUUCAGGAUCAUAUAGGUCGGAAUGCAGGUCAAAUUAAAAAUGAAACCUGUCCAAAUUUUAUCAUGCUUGAAAAAAAAUACAAGAUUCCUACAUCUUGGAUUUGGAGAGCUAAGGCUCUAUAUCUACGAAGUGUGGAAAACGAUCCUAGGGGUGAAGUAGAAUGUCUCCUCAAAGCUGGCUCGUUUUGUGAAGCUCAUCGAACUUUUUAUAGGGAAGUAGCUCCCAAAGCCCUAAUAGAGCUGGACUAUGAAAGCUUGAGAGUACUUCUCAGAGGAUUUCUUGGUAUGGACAGUGUAAUUGGAGAAUGGUACUUGGGAGGACAAAUCUAUAAAGAUUUUCUGGAACUUGUUGACUCAGAAAGUGUGGGGCACGCUGCAGAUGACCUAGUUCUCGAAAGAUUACUAAGCGGACUUCCGUCAAUCAUGGAAGAGUCAAGGCACCAAUCUUUUAUGGAGAAAGUGGCUGUUCAAACAAUGAGCUCUACGGUUGCCAAGACAGUGCUUCACUAUGCAAAGCAAGGAGCGACGAAUUAUCUUCCUAAAAUUCCAAAGCUUCCCCUCACCGAAGAUAAGUAUUUAGAACAUACCUUUGAACUCAGCUCUCUGUUACUUAAUACUGUAAUGGCGGGUGCCUAA
Messenger RNA from Blumeria graminis f. sp. triticale, 5808 nucleotides. The record is from the annotation of a GenBank genome assembly. NCBI's taxonomy places the organism in Eukaryota, Fungi, Ascomycota, Leotiomycetes, Helotiales, Erysiphaceae.